Molecule: messenger RNA, 5104 nt
Organism: Macrobrachium nipponense
Lineage: Eukaryota; Metazoa; Arthropoda; Malacostraca; Decapoda; Palaemonidae
Product: TWiK family of potassium channels protein 18-like
Exons: 3
Coding region: 952-2583 (543 amino acids)
Biological process (GO): potassium ion transmembrane transport; stabilization of membrane potential
Cellular component (GO): plasma membrane
Molecular function (GO): outward rectifier potassium channel activity; potassium ion leak channel activity
Source: RefSeq, a predicted model, not a curated record
UAUACCCAGACUGCUAUACCCUCAGUGGCUCUCUGGGUAGCGUGUGAGACGGAGAGAGAGAGAGAGAGAGAGAUAGAGAGAGAGAGGAGAGAGAAAUAGUGGAAAGUGCAGUACGUAGAGAAAGUGGGGAAAACAGAGAGAGAGAGAGAGAGAAAGUUAAAAGAUAAAGUAAAGGAAAAUAAAAAGAAAAAUAUAAAAGCUUAAAUUUGCUGUUAUGGAAAAGGUGGAAAAAGUAGGAGGAGAAAUGGGAGGAGGAGGAGGAGGAGGAGAAAUAGGCGGAGGCAGAAGAAGUAGGAGAAUGAAACGUGUGGUAGUGUAAAAUAAUGGACGACAUCUUCCCGCACAAGACGGAGGCUGUAGGGGGCGGCAUCGGAUUAUUAUUCGUCCGGACUACUGAGCGCUGCUGCUGCUGUUCUGCUGUGGAUGCUGUUCUUCUGUUGCUGUUCCCGUUCCUUCUUCGGUCGUCACAGACCUCACCAAGUUCGCGUUGCCCCGAAGUCCAUCAGCCUAAUGCAAGAAGAAGAAAAAGCAUCAACAUCACCCAAGAGCUGUCUCUCCCUCAACGAAGUGCUUCCAGGAGUUCUCGUCCACAGCCCCACUAGAUGAAAGAUGGCCCACUCUCUGCCCAAGAGCUCCUUCUUUCCUACAGGCUUCCGUCUUUGCGCCCGGGGGCUGUUUAUCGACUUCUGUCCAAUCUUCCGUUCAGUCUGGUGUUCUGCGAUCACCCAGAAAUCAGACCCUCCUCACGGCUAGCGGCGGAAGCGUUCAGCUUCUCUCCGGAGCCUUAAAUCCCGUGAUCUCAACUCCUGCUGUGGUUUGUGGCAGAGCGGCUCGAACAAACCAGACGCCUUCUGCCUGUCUCUUAGUGUUGUGACUGUUACACAGUAAAUCAAUAUUAUGAUAAUCUCAUCGUAUUCCAUUUUCAAACGUUACCUCGAACAGUGAUGGAGGAUGAUACCUGUGUUGUGUUACGCAAAAGCGAUUGUUUACCUUCAGUGGCGUUGCGCAAGGAGAGUGCUUGUGGUAAUGAUUAGCAAUUUAGUGGUAAUGCCUUGUUUACUCUUGAAGUGUAAAUCUGAACAGUGUUUUUUAGAUUACGAGGGACACAUAAGAGAAAUACAGUGCCCUAACUGCUUGCCUCCUAGUUCUUCCUCUUCUUCUUUUUUCUUCCUAUCUCUUCUCCUCCUAUUCCUUCUUCCUCCUCUCCACCUCCUCCUCUUCUUCUUCUUUUUCCUGCUUCUUCAAUCCUUCGUGGUUAUUCUCGUGUUCCAAAGGGACACAGAACUGUCCCGCGCAAAGGCUCUGUCGAUUCAAAAUGGCCAUAGAACGAAAUCGCGGGUCUUCCAGACACUCUCACCAGAGCCACCACCACCACCAACCACACCCCGGUCCCCAUCCACACCCACACGCCCACCCCCACCCCCACACCCACCCCCACCACCACCAGGGACCCCCACCCACUACUUCAAGCCCUUCAAGGAGAAAGUGAAGGACUGCUGUCGGUCCACCAUCGCCUUCAUCUUCAGCAACGUGGGCGUGUGUGGACUCCUGGUGGGCUACACCAUCGCGGGGGCCUUCAUCUUCAAGAAGAUCGAAGGGCCCCACGAGACCACCAAGAUGCUGAGCGUCGACCAGAUCAGAAACAGGACCAUCCAGCAGCUCUGGAACAUCACGGUCGAGUACAACGUGCUCUACAAGUCGAACUGGACCAAGAGUGUCGAGAAGGUGGUCCUCAACUACACCAACGACAUCAUCGAGGCCGUCAAUAGCGGCUGGGACGGGGCGGAUGUGACCAACGGGCCUCUGAAGUGGUCCACCGAAGGAGGCUUCCUGUAUUCUCUGACCGUCAUCACGACCAUAGGUUACGGCCACAUCUCCCCGACGACAACCUUGGGCAAGAUCACCACCAUCCUGUACGCCAUCUUCGGCCUUCCGGUGUUCCUUCUGUACAUGGCCAACAUGGGGGACAUCCUGGCCAAGAGCCUCAAGUGGAUCUACUCCAAGAUCUGCGUCUGCGUCCGCCCCGCUCCCCCGACGCCCAAGUACGAUACGUCUGUCGUCUGGCGGUCGGCAGAGACGACCCUGAGGGCCCCGGCCGGGCCUUCGGGCUACCUGGGGGAUGAAGCUAACCACCGGGGCAGCGUCGGAGGCGGAGGCAGGGACGGAGAUAUGGAAUACUCGCCCGAACUCAGCGACGAGAUCUCGAUGGACACGGAGUCCUGGCAGCGCUCCGAAAAGGCGGACGUCGCCUCGGUAAACAUCCCAAUUUCGGUGUCGUUAGUGAUCAUGGUGGCUCUCCUGUAUGGAGGAACCAAGCUCUUCCAGGAGGACGAGGGCUGGGAUGUCCUGACCUCCUUCUACUUCUGCUUCAUCUCUCUGACGACCAUAGGGUUCGGGGACUACGUCCCAGGGUCGGCCGUGGAUGACGGAAGUCGCAUGAGCUUCAUCUACUGCUCGCUCUACCUCAUGUUCGGCCUAGCGCUGCUCUCUAUGUGCUUCAACCUCAUGCAGGAGGAGGUGGUACACAAGAUCACGGCGUGCCUGAAGGCCGUCCGCUUGUUCAAGCGGCCAGAGGCAACUUGACCCGAGAUGACCUGGUCAAUCUUUCUACUAAGUAGUGCCUUCUGUUUACAUUCAGGAUUCAACAGGUCAUGGGGGAAAUAACGACUUGACCCCAAAUGGCCUGGCCAUCCUCUCUAAGUAGUAGUGCCUUCUGGUCACAUGUAAAUUUCACCACAGAUGACCUGGUCAUACUCUCUAAGUACUACCUUCUAGUAACAUUCAUGAUUGACCCAAGAAAACCUAGUCAUUCUAGCUAAGCAGUGCCUUCUGUUUACAUUCAAGAUUGACCCAAGAUGACCUGGUCAUUCCAGCUAAGUAGUGCCUUCUGGUUACAUUCACGAUUGCCCUCAAAUGACCUGGUUAUUCUUUCUAAGUGGUGCCUUCUGGUCACAUGUAAAGUUCACCCCAGGUGCCCUGGUCAUUCUCUCUAAGUAGUGCCUUCCAACGGGUCAAGGGGAGGAAACGUAAUGACCCUUCCCUUAAUACAUUUCGUUUUGCCUCAAAUCUAAAACCCAACGACCAGGUGACUCAAAACGUUUCGCUCUGUUUUACAAAAGGUCAAACGUUCACUGUGCAAUCGAUCUAUGAUCCGCGUAAUGCGAUGAUGUGAUUCUGUUCCCCAAAAUAUUUCUCUCAUGAUACUUACUUCGAAAGUCAGGCAGACGCCUAAGUGGAGUGACCUGUUUUCAGAUUGUUUGGUGCUUUUGGAUUCAAAAUUCGGAGGCCAGAUGAAGCCUUAGUGAUGCUCGGUCAAUGGAUGUGUAUACCCUGACACUCUCGAAAUGUAUGGAGCAUCAGUGAAGUAUGUCGUUCAGUAAUGUCGGAAUGGCCAGGUAGGGCCUUUGACCAUGUUUAGAGUUUCUGGAUGAAUUUAUUAAUAGAAAGUAAUUCUAUCUCUCUCUUUGGUCAUUGUCAAAUUGACUAAAAGAUCACUCUAAAAUUCAGAUCAGCCUAGUCAUUAUAAUACGGAUGAGAAAAGGCCUUACCUGGCCACUCUUAGAACAGUGCUCCCGAAUUCGAGAAAGUAAAUAAUACAUGUAUGAAAACUCAUACAGAAAAGUAUCCCCCACCCCCCUUCUUCAAUCAAGAACAUCGGAUGAAAACACGACGUUAACUGACUUCCUUCACUGGAGUGCAAUCAUGAAAGAGGAAGGAAAGAAAAAGAGUGAAAUGUGUUGCAGUAUCAUGUAACUUCACAAAAGGUUCUGUGUUUGAGAACCUGAAGCAUUUCUUGUUGACUGUGCAAGCUCGCCCGAGCUUGCUAUUCUCAGUAACUCGUUCCUGUUCAUUUUCUCUUUUCUUUUUUUUUCGACCCUUUUGUUUUCUCUGUCGUUUUCAGAAAUGAUGUUUUGAAGCAGCUGAAGACUUGUUGUACGCGGUGUACAUAAAAGGAAUAUCUUCAUGAACGGUCUGUCUACGUCAGUGGUUAUCCGAUAUUUUCUGCCAUCUUGACGUCAAAGCGAAUUGCAUCAGUGGCAAAAUGAAAUUAUGUUCGUCCUAGCAAUGUCAAACAACCACCAAAUUUAUACGACCCAGGUCCUAGCAAUGUCAAAUAACCACCAGCUUCAUCCUGUACAGGUCAUUGCGACGUCAUACAACCAUGAACUUUAUCCUGCCCAGGGCCUUGCAAUGUCAAACCAGCACCAACUUUAUCCUGCUCAGGUUCUUGCAAUGUCAAAUAACCAUGAACUUAAUCCUUUUCAUGUCCUUAAAAUGUCAAACAACCAUGAACUUAAUCCUUUCCAGGUCCUUAAAAUGUCAAACAACCAUGAACUUAAUCCGGUCCAGGUCCUUAAAAUGUCAAACCAGCAACAACUUUAUCCAGCACUAACUUUAUCCUGCUCAGGUUCUUGCAAUGUCAAAUAACCAUGAACUUUAUCCAGCCCAGUUCUGAAGAAGACAAGAAGAAGGAAGAGGGUGUAAGAGAGAGAGAGAAAAAAGUGUAAGCUGUAAAACAUGUGAUGCGCAACAAUUAUUAUCAACCAAUAUGAGUUACCUGAUGCCGUUUUGGACGACAAGAUGCCCAGAAGGCGCCGGAAAACCUUGUCACGAGAGACAAUGUGUUCACUGACAGAUGGAACUAGAUGGCUAAUAAUCAUGACUGACGCGUCACGAGAAAUUUAAAAAUAAAUCAUUAAAUAAAUAAAAAAAAAUACUGUUCCGUUUCUGUUAGAUAUGGGUUAUCAUGGUGGUUUUUACACAAUUGUUAAUUGAUGAUUCACUGUUAUUUGAAAGUUAAUUUAAUCUUCUAAUCUGCUUUGAAAUUUUUCAUUUCACUUGUCACCCCUUUUGUGAUUUAGCUCCAAGUAGACAAACUGAUUCAACAGUUAGAUCAAUAAUUAUCCUUUGAUGCCCUUUUUUAAAAAGUAAGUCCUAAUGGUAAGAUUCGUAACCCAUUUUAAAAUAUAUCUAUAGAUCUCCCUGUAGCCCCACACCCCUGGAAAUAAAAUGACAAAAAUAUAAAAAAAAUAAAUAUUUUGUAACAAAGCAGUUUAUUUGUUUUAAAAAAUAAGUGAAAAAAAUUAAACAUUGUCUUUACUGA